Molecule: messenger RNA, 2493 nt
Organism: Brettanomyces nanus
Lineage: Eukaryota; Fungi; Ascomycota; Pichiomycetes; Pichiales; Pichiaceae
Exons: 1
Coding region: 1-2493 (830 amino acids)
Source: RefSeq, a predicted model, not a curated record
AUGACUAGUUCGGGAGAUCUUCAAGAUUUACUCAUGUGCAUACCAUCCUUAUUUAGUGGAAUAACUCGGACAACUCAUUCUCAGUUAGACAUAUUAGAUCAUGUGAAGUUUAAGAAGUUAGAAGGAUUGAAGGACGUUGAAUCUGUAUUUGUUUUGGUAUUACAGACAGCUUUAAUGGCGACAGUUCCAUCUUAUAGUAACCAUGAUGUUGAUUUAUGUCUCCAAAAAUUUGGCGAGGGUAUCGAGCCAAGCCCGUUACUGAUAAGCCAAGAGGUUGCCGAUGCAUCGCCCUUCCCAAUAGAGACAAUAGUGAACGAUAAAAGGUUUCAAAUUUCCAUACAACUACUCAAAUACAAGUUGGACGAUGAGAAAGGUUGGCAGUCCAACGUAGAAUGCAGAGAUGACAACGUUAUAUCAUGGAUCAGUUCGAUCCUUGAACCAACGAUAUCCGCAUCUAUUAGGCAUUUGACCAAGACGAGUGCCAUUCCAGAAACGGUACUCUUCGAUCUCUUGCUUAGGAAGCCUUCCAAUGAAUUAGAAUAUAUGUCUUUGUUUGAGAUUUAUUGCAAAUGGUCGGAAGGAGUUAACUUGAAGGAUCAGGAGAAGUUGUACUACCUCAAGCAGUUUGAGAAUUUCUCCGGAGAAACUUACAAGAACCGGAAUCUUAUUAUUCCUCCAGCAUUUGCCAAUCUCUUUGACUACGCUUUGCGUUAUAAGCUGGAGACUCUUCCCAGAUUGGUACAAUCUUUUCUAGACGAGAACAACACCAAGUCACCUCAGAUCUUGGACCAAGUUAGUGAGCUUAUAUGGAAGCUUUGCUAUGAUCAUUCUGGCAAAAAUACUUCAAGACCAUCCCGAUUUUACAAAAUAUCACAGUCAAGGAUUAUCAAGGUGAUCAAUAGACUUAUUUCUGAAAAUGAGAACUUUGACAUCAACGUAACAACCCUUCUUGGCGUGUCAAACUUGACCUUCUAUACUGAUUUUCGCAAAUCAUUCACUCUAUUUAAGGAAGCUAAGAAACGGUUUGAUAGAUGGCAGCUUGAAAGUUUUGAUAUUGAUGGUUUUGAAAAGAUUGUUUCCACUGUUGGUGGUGAUAUCUUCCCUAAGUCUGGCACUUGGAGUUUCGAAGAAGUUCGUAUCAUCAGAAAGGACUAUAACAUCAAGUUUCUUUGCAAUUCAAUUCUUCUACUAGCCGUGAACUCCAAAAAUCGUAAUCUGGUCUAUAGAGAGUUUUUCAAUGUUUUGAAAAAUUCUGAUGCUGAGCUACUUUGCCAGUACCCUGAACUGUGGAAUUUUGUGCUGAUCAAGCUGAACCACCAUUCCAUGUUGAAUGACGUUACUUGUAAAGAGCUAUUUGAAUUGUAUCUUCAGAAGUAUGAUGGCCAUAUAAGAAACCAUGUUGCGCUGGAUCUCAUUCUCAACAAUAUUGACCAUCCUAAGCUCUUUUUUGAUAUUAUUCGCAAGCUUGACUUUAGAGAAUUUGAUGACUUGAACUUAAGCCGAUGUAUAUCCAAACUAUACAAAAUGGCCAAAAUCAUUGGGGAAUCAGAUGAGGGAGAUGUCUCCUUGCGUUCACACGAGGACCCACUGACGUACCCGCUGGGUACUGAUUACGACAGUUCGUUUUAUCAGCUAAUAGAUCAUUACACUGACGUCGUCAAACCUUCCAAAUCGAAGAAAAAGAGAGUGUGUGAUAAUUAUCGAUUGGAGAAAUUCGAUAUUAUGGGAUUCAAAACCCCUAUAGACCUUGCUAGAUAUUUGUAUGAUAGUGCCAAGUUCAAGUCAAGCAAGUUAAACUCAAGCUAUCUUCUGGGAGAAUCCAUAGUGACUCCAGCCGAUACUUAUGAAAGAUACAUGAAGAUGGAUGCUUGUACUAAGCUCACACCAGUGACAAUUUCAUCUUUAUUUGUUUCUGUGUUGAGAUUACGGGAGAUGUCAUCAUACAGUUCCACAAAAUGGAUAUCUCCAGUAGAGGAGAGAGUUGCAAAGCAUCAGAUAAUGAGUAAGAUGGCAAAAGGAGAAGAAGACGACAAUGAUGAAAUAGAACUAUCCUCGAAACCAAUAGAUGUCGCUCUUAGAGAAUUCGAUAGGCAUGUUUCCAGAUCCUAUGGUGACUUUGUCAAUGGCAAGGUGUACCCUGAUGACAACUUGCUUGCAGUUUACUUGAAAUCCGUCAGCGAAUUCAGAAAAAUGAGUAGAAUAUAUGAAUUUUUGGAUAAAAUGGUGGAUAUUCGAUACCCCAUGAAGCUUCUGGUUUUUCGGUUGUAUUUGGGCAUUAUUCCAGAGGCAGACAAGCAAGAAUUGUUAAAUUGCUUGAAUGGCUACCAUAAACGGUUUGAAACGUUGAGAAAAUGUCGCAGCGAGUAUGAAUUGAAGAUGGUUAAGAAGAACCUAGAACCAAUUACAGCUCGAGGUCGUUUUAAAGACUUUGUUUCCAAGUUCGAAUUCACAUGGGAUGUGAUCAGAAACUGGGAGUGGCCUGGUAAGUUCUAG